UUUUCUACCUUCUUUCUUUGAGCAGCUGUGUUGAAAUAACCUUAAUGAUAUUAUUUUGUGUUUCUUUACAAAAACCGCAAUAAUACUGAAUUUAUCAACGCGUUUUGCGAUUUAUAGAGUCUUGACAUUUCAAGCCGGUUAAAUGGACUGUAAUUAACUUGAUUGUUUCCAGUCGGUACUGUUUUUCUCGCCGUACCGCCGGGGUUUGUAGUUCGCUACAAACCCUGGCGGGGUUCGAACCUUCAAGAAUUAAGAGUUGCAGACGGCAGAAAAGGACUACAACUCCCAGCGUUCAGAGGAUGAAUAUGACGUAAGAGCUGAAGAUACGUUCGCGUAAUUUUAAAAAUGAUAUUUCUCGCUGUAGCGCAGUCUAAGGUGUAACCUACAAGAGGUUUGAAGUAUAAGAAGCAUAUUUUUCAUUUUGGUUACAUCUCUGGUUGAUACGUUUUACCGUUUCUUUUCACUUGUAAGGGUUUUUUGUUAAGUUUUUGACACUAUGUACACUCAACAAGAACACGGGGAAUUCAGACCUCCCAUGUUUCUUCACCGAGUGACCUCCUUCAGUUCCUGCAUUCGUCCCAGAGGGCAUCCGGCUCUCCCCUGGGCCUCCUCCCACUACCAACCAUUCGCCCCUCACCCUCAUCCAUGGUGGUCAGCCCCCAGAUUCCCACCCUGGCCUCCUCAUUUUCCCCCACCAUACCCACCUCCUUGUCCACUGUUCAGUGGUAACAGAUUCCACUUUGCCAACACUGGUGGUCUACAGUCAUUCCACACCUCUGUGGAUGUCAUGAUGGAGCGUUCCAGCAGAGGACCUCCAACCAAACGAUUGAAAAGUGGAGAGGACAGGAAGAGUGUUGGGGAAAAUGUAUCAUCCAGGGAUGGAGGAAUGAGGGAAACAAGGUCCAAAGCCAGGGAGAGAGAGUCAAAGCAGGAGCAUCAUCACUGGGAUUUCAGAAGAGACGGCGAACUUCCAGCGAACCACCAGUCCAGAAUUGGAGAGAAACCAAAAACCGGAGCCGAGAGAGUUUGCAGCAGAGAAAGGACUAAAUGUGAGAGAAAAAGCAGCAGUGACAGAACUAAAAACCAGCAUUCACAAGCUGCAGGAUCCAGGACUGAGCAGGAGAAACCCAACGUCUGGUACCGAGGCAGGCCUGCUGAGGAGCAGUGGAGCCUUCAGCAGAACCAAACCUGGUCGGCAGAACCUGACGAGGUUGGCGGUGUCGAUGCAGGGAGAUGGGCGGGGCUUCAGUACCAGCCCUCCAGUUCUAUUCAAGCAGACGGACAAUUUCCACAACAACCUCCACACCCAGUUAAAAGUCUUCAGAGGUACUGGGAGACCUGCAGUACUGAAACUCAGCCACCAGAGGACAGCAGAGUCUUUGACUUCUCUGUGAUGUCCUACAACAUCUUAUCCCAGGAUCUGCUGCAGGAUAACGCCUACCUGUACCGACACUGUGACCCUGCCGUUCUGCCCUGGCCGUACCGGCUGCCCAACCUGCUGGCAGAGAUCCAGCAGCACAACGCUGACAUUCUGUGUCUUCAGGAGGUCCAGGAGGAUCAUUAUGAGAACCAGAUCAAACCGGCUCUACAGGCGUUAGGGUACCAGUGUGAAUAUAAGAAGCGGACAGGGAAGAAACCAGACGGUUGCGCCAUCACCUUUAAAUCCUCCCGCUUCUCGCUCGUCUCCUCAACGCCGGUGGAGUUCUAUCGCCAUGGCGACGCCCUCCUGAACCGGGACAAUGUGGGCAUGGUGGUCGUGCUGCAGCCAAACGCCGGCGCCGCCCAGUCCGACGCGUCCUGCUCCAUCUGUGUGGCCAACACUCACCUGCUCUACAACCCUCGCCGUGGCGACAUCAAGCUGGCUCAGCUGGCCAUCCUAUUGGCCGAGAUCGGCCGGCUGUCCCGCCUCCCCGACGGCUCCACCAACCCGGUGAUCCUCUGUGGGGACUUUAACUCGGCGCCGUGGAGCCCGCUGUACCACUUCCUGACCACAGGCUCUCUGAAGUACAAAGGGAUGCAGAUUAACAUGGUGUCGGGUCAGGAAAUGAGUCCCAGAGGUCACCGUUUCCUCACCCCUCCCAUCUGGUCCCCCGGACUGGGAAUCAACCAGUGCUGCCAGUAUGAGAGCAAACCAACAGAGGAGCCACGUCCCAUCAGCCCUGCAGCUGUGGAAGGAGGAAUCUCUAACCUGACGGUUGAAGAUCCGGCCCCCGGAGCCUCAGCUGAUGUUACCAGGUCAGAGCCGAACUGCUCCAGAUACAGAAUCAAACAUGACCUGAAGCUGCAGUCGUCUUACGGGCACCGCUUGCUGCCGGACGGCCGCCCUGAGGUCACCACCAGCCACUCACGCACAUCCCUGACCGUGGACUACAUUCUGUACAGCUCAGAUAUAAAUGCAAUGCCUUUACUUCCUGGUGGGCGGGGCCUCCAGCUGCUGAGCAGGCUGUCAUUGGUUGGCCAAUCAGAGCUGGAGGAAGUCCACAGACUUCCCAACUGGCACCACUCAUCGGACCAUCUUCCUCUCCUGGCCAGCUUCCGCCUUGGUCCAGACAGUUUCACAUGAAGGAAAAACUGGAUUCAAUCCAACCUUUAGAAAAAAAAUCUGUUUAAUUUGUUUCAGAAAACUGAAACAAAUAGCAUCUUGUAUGGUUUUAAAUAGAGAAGAAUUUUUAUUGCUGCCGCUCGUACGUUUCCAUACGGAGUUCAGAAUUUGCACAAAGAAUUUAUAAUUUCAUGUCUCCAUGGUGAUGCAUUUACAAAAUAAGUUUAUAAAAUAUAUUUGCAGAUAUGCAGAAAUGAACCAACAUGUUUGACUCAGACAACAAAUUUCAUCAUAAACAUUUGUUUAUUGUUUAUUAUCUAGUUGGAUUUUUGUUUAUUAUAGAUUGAUGGCAGCUGAUGAAAAUUCAGAUUCAUCAUCUUCUUUGCUCCACUGAUAACAUUUAAUACUCGCAUCAGUCAGAAUAUUUUUUCAUUUCCCUUUGGGAUCAAUAAUGCAUUUUUGAAUUGAAUUUGACUGAAUGGAGAUGGUUUGUUUUUUUGUUUGUUGUUUUUUCUUUCUAACUUUAAAAAUUUGAGGUUAAAUGUAUUUUUAAAAUGAUACAUUUAACUCAUUAGCUGCUGGUCUAACACCAGGAAUUAUGCAGUUAAGUGUGUUUUAUUUUAUUUUACUGUCAUGUUUUAUAAGUUAAUGUGCCAAAACUAAGAACAUUGCUAUAAGAUCAUCUGUUUAUUAUUUUAUGAGUUUUAAUUAUUUUUAUUACCAGUAAGAGAAUGAUCUAUGCAUCUCAUCAUCGUAUUUGGAAAACGUUCUGUUAGCUGAAUGAGUUCCAGUUCAUCUGAAGCUGUUAUCAUUUUUAAUGCAUCACUUUAUCCUGGUUUGCAACGAGACGAUGGUUUGGACUCUGUGUAUUUUUCUACUGUUUUGUUUGCCAGUUUGGGGAAGUUUACAGUUUGUAAAUAAUAAAUUAGUAUUUUUACACCCA
Xiphophorus hellerii (green swordtail) is the source of this 3485-nucleotide messenger RNA. RefSeq names its product angel homolog 2 (Drosophila) (gene angel2). Gene Ontology annotation, molecular function: mRNA 3'-UTR binding; 3'-5'-RNA exonuclease activity. The record is from RefSeq and is a predicted model, not a curated record. The transcript has 9 exons. Lineage: Eukaryota; Metazoa; Chordata; Actinopteri; Cyprinodontiformes; Poeciliidae. Gene Ontology annotation, biological process: 3'-UTR-mediated mRNA stabilization. The coding region runs from base 497 to 2563 and encodes 688 amino acids.